AUGGUUCAGUGUUACUGUUGUAAUAGAUUUGGCCACUUUGCGAAAGAUUGUUGGUCAAACAAAGAAGAAGCUAAAAUAGCCAAAGGAGAUUCUGAUGAUGAACUUAUGCUAUUAAUGGCUUAUGAAUCUGAUGAGGAACAUGUGAGUUUGUCGUUUUCAAAUUCUGAAGGGGAAGAAGAUAACCCUGAAUAUUCUGAAGGAGUAUUUUUAUAUGAUUCAGAAUUAGAAGAUGACUUUGAAGAUUCUAGAGAAGAGUUAGAAUUUGAGGUUUCGGAAGAAGAGUCAGAGUUAGAAGAUGACUCUGAAGCUGAAGACAAGUUAGAAUCCGAAGGUGAUUCUGAGUCAGAAGGAGAAUCAGAAGAUGAGUCAGAAUCUAAAGAGGAUUCUGCUUCUGAAGAUAAAACAGAACUUGAAAGUUCUGAAGGUGAGUCAGACUCUAAAGGUGACUCUGAGGAAGAAGAAGGAAACUCUGAAGAUGAGUCAGAUGGUGAAUCUGAUUCUUAUCCAGAUUUUGAAUCUGGUGGUGAUCAUUCUUCUGGAAAGGAGAACUAUGAAGGCGUAGGUUCUGGAAGGAAAGCUUCUAAAGAUGAUCAUGUUUCUGGUGUUAAUCAUGACGUUAAAGGUGGAACUUUUGAAGGCAGAUCUUCUGAAGUUAGUCCAGCCUCUGAUGGUGGUGAUGAUUCUGAAAGAAAAGAUUCUGAAGAUGGAACUUUUGAAGAAAGAACUUCUGAAGAAAUAACUUCUGAAGGCGAUCCAACUUCUAAAGGUGGUGGUUUUGGACAAGACCCAAAAGUUAACAAAGGGUGA
This is a messenger RNA of Vicia villosa (hairy vetch), 807 nucleotides long. RefSeq lists its product as uncharacterized. The coding region runs from base 1 to 807 and encodes 268 amino acids. The transcript has a single exon. The record is from RefSeq and is a predicted model, not a curated record. Lineage: Eukaryota; Viridiplantae; Streptophyta; Magnoliopsida; Fabales; Fabaceae. Gene Ontology annotation, molecular function: nucleic acid binding; zinc ion binding.